AUGAAGGGAUUCCCGACCGACGAGGGGCUUCAGGCACCGCGUGUCGAUUUGGUUUCAAUCUAUCUGGAUCAGACCGAUCCACGGGACAUCGGACGCGGGCUUGCCGAAUCGCACAACAUCCCGAUCUAUCAGAGCAUUCGUCAGGCACUGACACUUGGUGGGAAAGAACUCGCUGUUGAUGGUGCCCUCCUGAUCGGCGAGCACGGCGAUUAUCCGUACAAUGAACUUGAGCAGCACAUGUACCCACGCCGUUAUCUGUUCGAGCAGAUCUGCGGUGUCUUCGCAUCGAGUGGGCAUUCAGUCCCCGUCUUCUGCGACAAGCAUCUCUCGUAUAACUGGACGGAUGCCAAAUGGAUGUAUGACCGCGCCAAGGCGCUCAAUGUCCCCUUUAUGGCGGGUCAUCCCUACCGACUUGCUGGCGAAUCCGUUUCUUGA
Molecule: messenger RNA, 435 nt
Organism: Geodia barretti
Lineage: Eukaryota; Metazoa; Porifera; Demospongiae; Tetractinellida; Geodiidae
Source: the annotation of a GenBank genome assembly